Molecule: messenger RNA, 1107 nt
Organism: Penaeus chinensis
Lineage: Eukaryota; Metazoa; Arthropoda; Malacostraca; Decapoda; Penaeidae
Product: basic proline-rich protein-like
Exons: 2
Coding region: 1-1107 (368 amino acids)
Source: RefSeq, a predicted model, not a curated record
AUGGCGCCAAAACCCUUAGAGUUCCUAAUCACCCAAUCUCUCCCAAUCCCGACCAUCCCGUCUCUCCCAAUCCCUCGGCCUACUCCCCUGGCCUCUCGUCCUCCGCCCGGCCUAAUCCCGUCUCUCCCAAUCCCUCGGCCUACUCCCCUGGCCUCUCGUCCUCCGCCCGGCUUAAUCCCGUCUCUCCCAAUCCCCCGGCCUACUCCCCUGGCCUCUCGUCCUCCGCCCGGCUUAAUCCCGUCUCUCCCAAUCCCCCGGCCUACUCCCCUGGCCCCUCGUCCUCCGCCCGGCUUAAUCCCGUCUCUCCCAAUCCCCCGGCCUACUCCCCUGGCCUCUCGUCCUCCGCCCGGCCUAAUCCCGUCUCUCCCAAUCCCCCGGCCCACUCCCCUGGCCUCUCGUCCUCCGCCCGGCCUAAUCCCGUCUCUCCCAAUCCCCCGGCCUACUCCCCUGGCCUCUCGUCCUCCGCCCGGCCUAAUCCCGUCUCUCCCAAUCCCCCGGCCUACUCCCCUGGCCUCUCGUCCUCCGCCCGGCCUAAUCCCGUCUCUCCCAAUCCCCCGGCCUACUCCCCUGGCCUCUCGUCCUCCGCCCGGCUUAAUCCCGUCUCUCCCAAUCCCCCGGCCUACUCCCCUGGCCUCUCGUCCUCCGCCCGGCCUAAUCCCGUCUCUCCCAAUCCCCCGGCCUACUCCCCUGGCCCCUCGUCCUCCGCCCGGCUUAAUCCCGUCUCUCCCAAUCCCCCGGCCUACUCCCCUGGCCUCUCGUCCUCCGCCCGGCCUAAUCCCGUCUCUCCCAAUCCCCCGGCCCACUCCCCUGGCCCCUCGUCCUCCGCCCGGCUUAAUCCCGUCUCUCCCAAUCCCCCGGCCUACUCCCCUGGCCUCUCGUCCUCCGCCCGGCCUAAUCCCGUCUCUCCCAAUCCCCCGGCCUACUCCCCUGGCCCCUCGUCCUCCGCCCGGCUUAAUCCCGUCUCUCCCAAUCCCCCGGCCUACUCCCCUGGCCUCUCGUCCUCCGCCCGGCCUAAUCCCGUCUCUCCCAAUCCCUCGGCCUACUCCCCUGGCCUCUCGUCCUCCGCCCGGCCUACUCCCCUGGCCUCUCGUCCUCCGCCCGGCCUAA